Molecule: messenger RNA, 648 nt
Organism: Fragaria vesca subsp. vesca
Lineage: Eukaryota; Viridiplantae; Streptophyta; Magnoliopsida; Rosales; Rosaceae
Product: 21 kDa protein-like
Exons: 1
Coding region: 1-648 (215 amino acids)
Biological process (GO): negative regulation of catalytic activity
Molecular function (GO): enzyme inhibitor activity
Source: RefSeq, a predicted model, not a curated record
AUGGCCAAACAUUGCCUUUCUUUUCUGCUAAUCCUCCUUUCCAUCUUCUCCCUUUUGAGCACGGUGGAGCCUUCCUUUGCCGGGCAUACUGCUCAUCGACGUUCCAGGGCUCGAGCCAACAUCGAAGCUGCAUGCAAAGGCACUCUCUACCCGGACCUAUGUAUCCACUGCCUCACCACCUACGUAAAACCCAACACGACAAUCCAAAGCCCCCAGGAACUCGCCCAUGUAGCCCUAACUGCAAGCCUCUACCGUGCCCUAUAUGCUAGGGCCUUUGUGCUCAAGGUGGCAAAAGAGAUCGACAUACUCAAGAGGGAGAACCAAGUUGUUCGAGAUUGCUUGCAGCAGAUUAACGAUAGCGUGGACCAACUCAGUGGAUCGAUCAAGGAACUACGUCGGUUGGGGAAUAGCCCUGUGGGUGACGACCUGUUUUGGCACAUAAGCAACGUGGAGACAUGGGUUGGGACUGCCCUAACUGAUGCAAGUACUUGUGUGGAUGAGCUUCCCGGACCAAACAUGAGCAAACUGAAGGCGACUAUCAAAGGGAAAUUUCUCAAUGUGGCUCAAACGACUAGUAAUGCACUAGCUUUGUUUCAUAGAUUUGCUGUAAGGUAUAAAGCUGCAGCCAGUGCCACCAAGAAGCCCUAG